UCUAACACUUCAGGUUAGAUCGUAUGGCUUCUCUGAGAACUGGCUAAUGUCCUUUUUACCUGCAGCUUGAUUAUUUACCAGAGCACUUCUAGAAUUAACUCGCUGCUUAAAAGGGCAGGGCUCCAUCUAUUGCAACUGGAUGCAACCAGUGGCUGGUGGAAAUGGCAGAUGCCCCGGUUCCUAAAAAUCAGACUCCAGAUUAUAAAUUGUUUUCAUUCCAAGACUUCAACCUCAUCUCCGGGAUUCACCUUUCUGAUGAGGUGGAGCAAAUUAAAAACUGGGCAAUCCGUGACUCGGAUGUGUUUUUGUUGACCUACCCAAAGUCAGGAACAACCUGGUUGAAGCAGAUCCUGACUAUGAUUGAGGCUAAGGGAGAUAUCACAGCCACCUCCAACCAGAUGGUAUUAGAAACCAUCCCCUGGAUUGAGGUUCUGCAUGACAAGGAGAAGUUUACCACUGCUGCUUCACCUCGGAUACGCUCUUCACACCUACCCUACAAGUUGCUCCCAAGGGACCUCACAAAGAAACGUGGCAAGGUCAUCUAUGUGGCCAGAAACCCCAAAGAUGUGCUGGUGUCCUACUUUCAUUUCCAUAACUGUGCCGUCAUGCUGGAGACACCCAAGGAUUUUAAUGACUUCUUUGAGAAAUUUAUGCAAGGAAAAGUGUUUGCAAGCAACUGGUUUGAGCACAUCAAGUCCUGGUACCUGCACAGGCAUGAAAUGGACCAUCUGUACGUUACCUACGAGGAGAUGAUCCAGGAUCUAAGAGCAGUGGUGGAGCGGAUCUGCUGCUUUCUAGGGAAGGACCUGAGCUCCUCAGAGAUGGACAACGUGGUGAUGCACAGCACCUUUGAGAACAUGAGCAACAAUUCAUCCGUCAACUACAAACGGUUGCCUGAGACAUUACUCAAUCACCAGAAAGGGGCUUUCAUGAGGAAAGGGACUGUCGGUAACUGGAAGAAACACUUCACUGUGGCCCAGAGUGAAAGAUUUGACCUCAUGUUCCAGGAGGAGAUGAAAAAUGUGCCACUCAGCUUUGUUUGGGACAUCAAAGAUCUUUCAGUGUAGACAGAAUUCUACCAGGAACCAGCAAUCAUCUGUAAUGAAGGUGGGGAGCAGCAGGCAAGCUGAAUGAUAGAUUGGUUUCACAGCGUCUUUCCUAUCAGUGGGAGGUAUGAGUACGCCUCCGUGUGUUAGUGCCCGUGGUUGAAAGGUAGCUGGUUCAAAUCCCGUGGCUGAGUGAUUUCACCGUUGGGCCCUUCAGACCGUUAACCCCAGUUGCUCUAGGGACUGACUAACUCUGCUCUCUCAAUCAUACAUCACCUUGGAUAAAGGUGUCUGUUAUAAAUGAAUCAGAACACCGAAUUAUCAGUUAAACUCCAAUUAAGCCGGUAUGAUUCUCAAUCUGAUUCUAAAGAGGGGAGCGGCAGAUCAAAAACCUUCAGGAAUCAUGGUCUUUGGUGCCUGGGUUUCCAUGAUUUCAUUAUGAACUCACUAGGAAUCACCCCACCGGAACUUACAAAAUAUGAUUGUAACAUUUGUAUCUAAUACACAUUUUAUAUGUGUGGCAAAGUUGUGGUUCAACGAACCUAAUAAGUCCAUUGGUAGCAGCCAGCCAUGAUUUCUGCAUGUUCAUGAAUCAUAUUAAAGGAUUAUGUUACUAAAUAUUUGCUGUAAUCACACUAAGACAUCGUGGUCUAUCAUCAACCGUCCCCCGACUGUACAUUCCAUUAAAACCUGUCUGUGAAUAAA
Molecule: messenger RNA, 1751 nt
Organism: Brienomyrus brachyistius
Lineage: Eukaryota; Metazoa; Chordata; Actinopteri; Osteoglossiformes; Mormyridae
Product: amine sulfotransferase-like
Exons: 7
Coding region: 162-1067 (301 amino acids)
Biological process (GO): sulfation
Cellular component (GO): cytoplasm
Molecular function (GO): sulfotransferase activity
Source: RefSeq, a predicted model, not a curated record